AGUCAGUUUGGAGAUGUAUUUCUGGCCAAGGCUCGGGGUAUACGGUCGGGAGAGAUAGAGACCCAGGUUUUAGAGAAGUCACUGUUGUCAAAAGAGGACCAACAUUACUACGAGUUUCAGCGGGAAAUGGAAAUGUUUUCAAAGCUUGACCAAAAUAAUGUUAUAAAGCUGCUGGGUGUCUGCAAGGAAAUAGAACCCUACUUUUACAUAGCAGAAUAUUAUGACUGGGGUGAUUUGAAACAGUUCUUGUUAGCGUCACGUGUUGACAACAAUGGUCGACGGCGAAUUCCACCAUUGACUAUUUAACAGAAAAUUGGAAUGUGUAACCAGGUUGCACUAGGAAUGGAACAUAUGUCUAAUAACAGGUUUGUUCACAGAGAUCUUGCUACAAGAAAUGUGCUUCUAACAUCACGUCUCGAACUGAAAAUAUCUCACAUGGCUUUAGCACGAGACCUGUACGCCAGUGAAUAUGUGAUUAUAAACAAUCAGACUGCUUUACCGCUAAGAUGGUUGUCGCCAGAAGCAGUGCUGGAAGCAGACUAUUCUACAAAAAGUGACGUUUGGGCAUAUGGUGUAUUUAUGUGGGAAGUUUUACAUUUAGCUGAUAUGCCACAUAAAAACCGCAAUGAUGAAGAACUUUUGAAAGGUCUCAAAGCUGGUGAUGUGUGUUUAGAGUUUUCAGAACAUUGCCCAAAUGAAAUGAUAGAUCUUGUACGGAAAUGUAUGGUAGAAAGCCCAAAAGACCGUCCAAAUUUUACAGAAAUCUGUAACGGUGUUGCAGAGCUUGUACAAAUAUAUUUACAACCACAGUAUCAGAAUCUAGUUUCGCCGUCUGCUUCAUCUUUCCCACCAAUGACUUCAUACCAUGCACAUGAGCCAUACAUGACUUGAAGCAGGCGCAGGGAAAAAACUAGAGAAAAAUGUAUAAGACGUCUGCUUCACUCUAACGUUGGAUAUUUCAGCAAUAUCAUUACCAUUCAAACCAGAUUUUGAAUUUAGAGAAUAUUAUUAAAUGGAAAUACGUCAAGAUGCAGACCUCGGAGAUGAAAUCCGUGAUAAAUUCCCGAAUAUUGGAUAAACAUUUCACAAACAUUAUGUGUUGUUUCAAUAGUUGCUAUUUGUGUCUUAAAGUGAUAGAAGUCAGUUUCAUAGAAACACUGUUUAUUUUACUGAAUAGUUGCUAAGACAAUGUACAGUUUCCUAGAAACGUUGUGUUGAAUCUAUAGUGUCUAUUUUCGUCAAGUGAUAAAAACAUUGUAUAGUUUUGUAGGCAGUUUGUUCUAAUAGUUGCUAUCUUAUGUAUUUCUUUACUCUUUAAAACUUCCCAUUUUAAAUGGUUAAGUUAAUGUCCAUAUUUCAGAGGAUGUAUGUUUUUAAACGGACACUAAGAACAUGAAGUCAGUAUGUUAUUUUUAGCUCACCAGUCACAAAGUGACAAGGUGAGCUUUUGUGAUCGCGUGGCGUCCGUCUGUAAACUUUUGCUUGUGACCACUCUAGAGGUCACAUUUUUCAUGGGAUCUUUAUGAAAAUUGGUCAGACUGUUCAUCUUGAUGAUAUCUAGGUCAAGUUCGAAACUGGGUGAAGUGCGGUCCAAAACUAGGUCAGUAGGUCUAAAAAUAGAAAAACCUUGUGACCUCCCUAGAGGCCAUAUUUUUCAAUGGAUCUUCAUGAAUAUUGGUCAGAAUGUUCUCCUUGAUGAUAUCUAGGUCAAGUUUAAAACCAGGUCACGUGCAGUCCAAAACUAGGUCAGUAGAUCUAAAAAUAGAAAAUCCUUGUGACCUCCCUAGAGGCCAUAUUUUUCAAUGGAUCUUCAUGAAAAUUAGUAUGUUCACCUUGAUGAUAUCUAGGUCAAGUUUGAAACUGGGUCAAGUGCGGUCAAAAACUAGGUCAUUAGGUCUAAAAAUAGAAAAACCUUGUGACCUCUCAAGAGGCCAUAUUUUUCAAUGGAUCUUCAUGAAAAUUGGUCAGAAUGUUCACCUUGAUGAUAUCUAGGUCAAGUUCGAAACUGGUUCAUGUGCCUUCAAAAACUAGGUCAUUAGGUCAAAUAAUAGAAAAACCUUGUUAUCUCUUUAGAGGCCAUAUUUUUCAAUGGAUCUUCAUGAAAAUUGGUCAGAAUUUUUAUCUCGAUGAUAUCUAGGUCAAGUUCAAAACUGGGUCACAUGAGCUCAAAAACUAGGUCACUAUGUCAAAUAAUAGAAAAAAUGACAUCAUACUCAGUUCAAAACUGGGUCAUCAUCAUCAUCUUCAGUUAUCGCCUCACUCUGUGUAGAGUAUACUCGCGAUUUAUCAUGUCAUGUGGGGACAGGUGAGCGAUUCAGGACCAUCAUGGUCCUCUUGUUUUUUAAAGUAGACAAAAAACCAGGACAACUGAUUAAAGUUUAUAUUGUGUAUACAAUUGAAAUUCUAUUUAUUGACUGCAAAACUCACAAAUUAUUUAUUCUCAAUUGUAAUUCUUGAAGAUUAAUUUAAGCAUUUUGUCGAAAAUUUACUUUUCUUCCCUCAAAUAUCUUUGAAAAUGUUUAAAAUGAAGAAAUGUGUAUAUUUACAAUGAUUUUAUUUAUUUAUUAUUAUUGUGCUGUCAGUUUUAGGUCCUGAUGGUUUAAAGGGUAAUUUACUGUCAGAAGUGAAAUAAAGCAAGUUAUGCAUAUACCUUGAGUACUCUUUCUAACACAUUAACCUUUAGCCUGCUGGCAGCAAGUUAUUCUGCCUUUGCGACCAGUGCAAACCAAGAUCAGCCUGCACAUUUGUGCAGGCUGAUCAUGGUCUGCACUGUUCGCUGUUCAGUCAGUAAAUUUUCAGCGAACACCCCUUUGAAUAAGAAGUGGUACUGCUGAAAUUGAAUAAUGGACUAGUCUAUUUUAGAAAUUUAGCAGAGUAAAGGUUAAACAGCUAACAUUCAGCUGUUUUGUUUACAUUAGCUAGUUGCUGCUGUAUUCAAUAUGGAAGCUGAAAUACAUUUUGUUACUAUUCAAAGUUUAGCAUGCAAAAUUGUUAACAUACCAUGCGUUUUAAAGUUGUAAUAUUUUGUCUAUUAUUAGAAACUUUUGUUGUUUCACUACUUUAAGAGUCUCUUACAUUUAUUAAAACAAACAGGAAAUGUUCAUUUUUCAAAAUAAAAAAAGAAAAAAAAACAUAUUGAAAUAUUAAAAUAUAGAGUUUGAGUGUUGUCAUGGUAUAUGCACAUGUUUUAUUUUGUAUAUGUGCAAAGUUACUAACAAUGAUGAAUAUAUUUGAAAAAUAAUGUUUAUUGUAGAAAACUUGUUCAUCUGUGAUUUUUACAGAGUAUUUCUGUUUGUGAAUGAAAAAGAAUGAUAUGUUUUUAAGAUCAUUUCACUGUGCGAAAAUAGUUUUCACAGUCCUUGAUAAAAUGUUUAUUGUUUGGUUUCCCCCCUUUGGUUAGGACAUGACUGAGUUGAUGACAUGUACUUUCCUUGUGACAGAGAUAUAAAAGGUGUUUUUGACUCCAUGGGUAAAAAACUUUUUAGACUGCAAUAUUCCCUUGGGUAAGUUUCAGCACCAUGCUUAGAAUAACCAGUUGGAUACUAGAAGUUUGAGACUGGUUGUCAAAAUAAUUUUUAACUCAUCUGAUUUUUUGAAAAGCUAUUGCCUCGAAACUUGCAACAGUUUUUCACCAUCAUAAGCUGACUCUGUACAUCAAGAAACAUAACUCCAUCCUGCUUUUUACAAGAAUUAUGGCCCUUUUUGGACUUAGAAAAUCAUGGGUAGGACAAUUUUUCUAUUAUACAAAAAAAUCAGAUGAGCGUCAGCACCCACAAGGCUGUGCUCUUGUUAUAACUUAGUCUGCAAUAAUCAGGUCAAGAAAAUCACAAAAGUGUAAUAAUUCUGUAAAGAACAACAGUAAAAUUGUACAAUGUAUUCUGUGUACAAGACUAUUCAGCGUUAGAAGACUACUAGCAUUUUGAAAAAUAUAUGUGAAAUAAAAAAAAGUAUGAAAAAUGUGCUUUAGGUCGUUUUAGGAAAUUGUAAGGUAACAAGUUGUUUUGGCAUAGUUGAAGGUCUUUGAAUGAAUGUAAUGCAUUUUGUUAGUGGCGCGGCGGUAUGGCAGGAGAUGAUUAUUUCAAAAUAGAUGCUCAUAUUUUAGCUUUAGCAUUUAAUAAUUCAUGUCAAAGCUGAAAGCAUCAGUGAUUAUUAAAUUCAGGCCUAUGUUUCUGGCGCCACAGUAUCUCUCAAAAAUGGACAUAAAUGGUCAUUUCGGGAUUUUUUCCAGCCUGGAAGUUGUCUUAAUUUUGACCAGUUUGACAUGAAGGAUUAGAACAAAAUUAAAUAUUAGUCUAUUUCUCAAAGGUUAUGAAACUUGUAUAGAAAAAGAAAUCUGUAAGAAUGUAUUUUGUAAUAUUUAUUUUCUGUCAUUGAUUCUUUCAUCAGGAUAAAAUCAUGAUUUAAAAGAUUGCUUACAUUUAUUGCAACAGUGGAUUUUGUAUUUUUGUGCUUUAGUUCAGAACUUUAUAUGUAUAACUAGGAAACAUUCAACAGUAAUGUAUGUUUAUUCUUUGAAAAGAAAAUAUAAAAGAUCCUUAUA
Messenger RNA from Mercenaria mercenaria, 4540 nucleotides. RefSeq names its product inactive tyrosine-protein kinase 7-like. The record is from RefSeq and is a predicted model, not a curated record. Gene Ontology annotation, cellular component: signaling receptor complex. Bases 319 to 891 code for a protein of 190 amino acids. Gene Ontology annotation, molecular function: transmembrane receptor protein tyrosine kinase activity; ATP binding. The transcript is spliced from 2 exons. Lineage: Eukaryota; Metazoa; Mollusca; Bivalvia; Venerida; Veneridae. Gene Ontology annotation, biological process: positive regulation of kinase activity; cell surface receptor protein tyrosine kinase signaling pathway; multicellular organism development.